Rotaria sordida is the source of this 654-nucleotide messenger RNA. The record is from the annotation of a GenBank genome assembly. NCBI's taxonomy places the organism in Eukaryota, Metazoa, Rotifera, Eurotatoria, Philodinida, Philodinidae.
AUGGGAAAAGGUCAACAGGCUAUACAUGAACAUAUGGAACAAGCACCACUCAUUCUUGACAUGGAAACUAUUAGUAUUCUGAUAAACAAUUUAAUUAAUCAAGAUCAACAUCAAUUACGACUUGAACUUGAGCGACGUAAAACAAUGCUACGACUAAAUGUUGAAGAACAUCGACUUGUUGAAAAGUUUUACGAACUAAAGCAAAGACAAACGGAGAUAAAUUCAGCAAAAAUUAUAUGGAAAGCUAUCAAUGAACAACAAAAUAUAAUACAUGAAAUUGCUAUAUUUAAGAAAUGGCUUGAAGUUCAUGCACAGGAAUCAUCAUACACUCUUAAUGGCAUACAAUUACCGAAUAUCUAUCAUAUAUUUAUAACAUUAAGCUUUGAAGGACAAACAUCAUCAGUCAAACAUAUUACUGAACAGACAAUUGCUAAAGCUGAAGAAAUCGUAGAACACUACAGCAAAAUAGCAAAGUCUGAACAAAAUAAACUACAAUCAACUAAAUCUCAUCAUAAAAAUCCUGAUUUACUCGAGCAAAUCAUCCAUACCAUACUUCAACGUGAAAAUAAUUUGGAACAACGUCGAGCAUAUGAAUUACAAGGAAAAAUUACCAAUAUAUUCAACUAUAAACGAAAUACACAGAUGGACAGCUGA